UUCAGGUUCUGCCACUUGCAGGGAAAACAACAACAGAAAGGAAAUUAAGGAACCAUCCCUACAGUUUACCCAGAUAGUCCCAGAAGGGCCAUAGACAUUGUGUCCCAAGGAGAAAAGCUGCAGGCAUCUGAGGAUAAACUACUGCAGAACUACUUUGACCAUAAAGCCAACCUAGAAGACUUUGACUCCAAGGUAUAAGGUGAUUCGGACACCCACAAUAUUUGCCGACUCUUUUCUAGAAAGUCAAACCUAAUCCAUGAAAUGGAAUGAAGCUGAAAAAUCAUCUACUUCUUUGUGAAUUUGAGAGAAGAUUGGGAUGGUCUUACGUGCGCAUAGUUAGACUUUAACUGCAGCGAUGAGUUCAGACGAGAAGGGCAUAUCCCCUGCUCAUAAAACAGCCACCCCAACCCAUAGAAGUGCCUCCUCUUCAGCAUCCUCCCAAAGGGACAGCAGGCAGAGUAUCCACAUAUUGGAGAGGACUGCUUCCUCUAGCACCGAGCCCUCUGUAAGUCGGCAGUUGCUAGAACCGGAGCCCGUCCCUCUCUCCAAGGAAGCUGACAGCUGGGAAAUUAUAGAAGGGCUGAAAAUAGGCCAAACCAAUGUCCAGAAACCAGACAAACAUGAAGGCUUUAUGCUGAAGAAAAGAAAAUGGCCCUUAAAAGGCUGGCACAAGCGUUUUUUUGUCCUGGAUAAUGGAAUGUUAAAGUAUUCUAAGGCACCACUUGAUAUUCAAAAAGGGAAGGUCCAUGGGAGCAUAGAUGUUGGACUCUCAGUCAUGUCAAUUAAAAAGAAAGCUCGAAGAAUAGACCUCGACACAGAAGAGCACAUCUACCAUUUGAAGGUGAAAUCCCAGGACUGGUUUGAUGCAUGGGUCUCCAAACUGCGCCAUCAUCGGUUGUAUCGUCAGAAUGAAAUUGUGAGGUCACCAAGAGAUGCUAGUUUUCACAUAUUUCCUUCAACCUCCACAGCUGAAUCCUCCCCAGCUGCAAAUGUUUCCGUUGUGGAUGGAAAGAUGCAGCCAAACAACUUUCCAUGGCAGUCCCCUUUGCCCUGCAGCAAUAGCCUCCCUGCCACCUGCACGACUGGCCAGAGUAAAGUGGCUGCCUGGUUACAAGACUCGGAGGAGAUGGACAGGUGUGCAGAAGACCUUGCACACUGCCAGUCAAACCUUGUGGAACUUAGCAAACUCCUGCAAAAUUUGGAAAUACUUCAGAGAACUCAGUCAGCACCUAACUUUACUGACAUGCAGGCUAACUGUGUAGAUAUUUCAAAGAAAGACAAGCGGGUCACAAGACGAUGGAGAACAAAAAGUGUCAGCAAAGAUACAAAAAUACAACUGCAGGAAGGGCCACCUGCGAAGGGCCAGUUCAGCACUACACGGCGCCGGCAGAGGCUAGCAGCAGCAGUGGCUACAACAGUACCUUUCAGUGCUACCAUGUCACCAGUUCGCUUGCAUUCCUCCAACCCCAACCUUUGUGCAGAUAUUGAAUUUCAGACUCCUCCUAGCCACCUCACUGACCCUCUGGAGAGUUCAACGGAUUAUACAAAGCUGCAAGAGGAAUUUUGUCUAAUUGCACAGAAAGUGCACUCUCUUUUGAAGUCUGCAUUUAACAGCAUAGCUAUAGAGAAGGAGAAGCUGAAGCAGAUGGUUGCUGAGCAAGACCUUGGUAAAGGCCACAACACACAAAUGGCGCGGCUCCGACAGUCACUGUCUCAGGCACUCAACCAGAAUGCUGAACUAAGGAGUCGACUGAACCGAAUACAUUCAGAAUCUAUUAUUUGUGAUCAGGUUGUCAGUGUAAAUAUUAUUCCUAGCCCUGAUGAGGCUGGUGAGCAGAUCCAUGUCAGUCUCCCCCUGUCACAGCAAGUAGCUAACGAGAGCCGCCUCUCCAUGUCAGAGUCUGUUUCUGAGUUCUUUGAUGCCCAAGAGGUGCUUCUCUCUGCAAGUUCAUCUGAGAAUGAGGCUUCAGAUGAUGAGUCUUACAUCAGUGAUGUCAGUGAUAAUAUAUCUGAAGACAACACCAGUGUUGCAGACAAUAUUUCUCGGCAAAUACUGAAUGGAGAACUUACAGGAGGGGCCUUCCGAAAUGGGCGUCGAACAUGUCUGCCAGCUCCUUGUCCUGACACCAGUAACAUUAACCUGUGGAAUAUCUUGAGGAACAACAUUGGAAAAGAUCUAUCUAAAGUCUCCAUGCCAGUGGAGCUAAACGAGCCACUCAACACUCUGCAGCAUCUCUGCGAGGAAAUUGAAUACAGCGAGCUUCUGGACAAGGCUUCAGAAACCGAUAAUCCAUAUGAGCGCAUGGUUCUCGUUGCUGCAUUUGCAGUUUCAGGAUAUUGCUCCACCUAUUUCAGAGCAGGAAGUAAGCCAUUCAACCCAGUCCUUGGCGAGACUUAUGAAUGCAUUCGAGAAGACAAGGGAUUCCGAUUUUUCUCAGAACAGGUUAGCCAUCAUCCCCCCAUUUCUGCCUGCCACUGUGAAUCAAAGAAUUUUGUGUUUUGGCAAGAUAUCAGAUGGAAAAACAAGUUCUGGGGGAAGUCAAUGGAAAUCCUGCCUGUGGGAACACUGAAUGUCGUACUUCCAAAGUAUGGAGAUUACUAUGUGUGGAAUAAAGUCACCACAUGCAUACACAACAUCCUCAGUGGAAGAAGAUGGAUAGAGCAUUAUGGAGAAGUAACCAUUAGAAAUACCAAAAGCAGUGUUUGCAUUUGCAAACUCACAUUUGUCAAGGUAAAUUACUGGAAUUCUAACGUGAAUGAAGUCCAGGGGGUAGUGAUGGAUCAGGAGGGGAAAGUGGUACACCGGCUGUUUGGGAAGUGGCAUGAAGGACUCUACUGUGGUGUGGCCCCAUCAGCAAAGUGCAUCUGGAGACCAGGUUCCAUGCCAACCAACUAUGAGCUCUACUAUGGCUUCACGAGGUUUGCUAUUGAGCUCAAUGAGUUAGAUCCUGUACUGAAAGAUCUCCUUCCACCGACAGAUGCCCGAUUCCGACCAGAUCAAAGAUUUUUAGAAGAAGGAAAUUUAGAGGCUGCAGCAGCCGAGAAGCAAAGAGUGGAGGAACUACAGAGAUCUCGAAGACGAUACAUGGAAGAAAACAAUCUCGAACAUAUACCAAAAUUUUUUAAAAAAGUGAUUGAUGCCAAUCAAAGAGAAGCUUGGGUUUCUAAUGACACCUACUGGGAGCUUCGAAAGGACCCUGGGUUUAGCAAAGUAGACAGCCCUGUUCUUUGGUAAACUGGGAACGUAGAGCUAGCCAACAUAUCACACUCUGAAUGAAUAAAUAACUAUGCACAAUUAUGUUUCUUAUAGCUACACGUGGUUUCUGGGUCGACUGAAAACCUACCAUUUGCUUUUCUAUUCAUCUUUAUAAUGGACUUUCAGAAGUGCAUUAGACAAGGCCCCUAACCACUUUUGGAUCCUUUCUGUUUUGCUGCAACCAUAUUCCUUAAAAAAAUCCAUACCCUCCUUGGAAAGCAGAAUAAAAGGAGCAGAAUAUAAAAUCCAAAGUCUGAAGAGUUUGUAAAGAAACACAAAUGGUAACCGGUGCUUAAAGUUGAUCAAGAGAGUUAAAAACAGCAUACAAGCCUCGUGGUGGGUCCGUUGUCUCGAAGCACCAUCCCCUUGUCAUGGGAGCCACAGCAGUCGGUCAGUGCAGACUUCCGGUGUGUCUGUUUGAUGUGGUGUGCUUGUGCUGGGCUUGUCAAAAAAGACAUAAAGCUUCUCAGAACCUGUUCCAUCUGUAUCCCAUUGUUCAUGCCUUAAGAAAUGCAAAGAUGUACAAUAAAUCAUUUUUUAAACGUGUGUUCUUAGGUUUAUGUGAAGAACAGAUUUUUUUUUGAAUCAUAGCAUGAUUCACUUUCUCGAUCAGAACAAUUAUGAGACUAACUUGAAUGGAUUUUUAAAAGUGAACAACAACGCGUGCUUUACUUUGCUAAGUCCAUUACUAUGUGGUAUGUCUGAAGGGCAAGAAGGAAAGGUGUGCUAAGUAGAUCUCUGUGUUCACGUUGCUCGUUAAGUUCCUGUCCUGCGUCCAGAUAAUAAACUUUCCCUCUUCCACCUAA
Messenger RNA from Carlito syrichta (Philippine tarsier), 4062 nucleotides. It is a transcript of the gene OSBPL6, whose product is annotated as oxysterol binding protein like 6. Gene Ontology annotation, molecular function: cholesterol binding. The transcript has 25 exons. The record is from RefSeq and is a predicted model, not a curated record. Gene Ontology annotation, cellular component: plasma membrane; intracellular membrane-bounded organelle; perinuclear endoplasmic reticulum. Lineage: Eukaryota; Metazoa; Chordata; Mammalia; Primates; Tarsiidae. Bases 356 to 3235 code for a protein of 959 amino acids.